AUGUCAAGACCACGAUCUCAAUCGAAUAACCCCUCGCCAUACAAAAUGCAGAGCGGUCCAUCAUCAUCGCAUUCACAUUCAUCGUCAGGUGGUGGUGGUGGUGGUGGCGCUGGCGGUGGACCACCAGGUAGCUCAGGAUCGUCUCGACCUCCCGGUACGGGAUCCAGCAGUGUAUCGAGCCAGGAGGAAUUGGGUUUGUCAGCUUGGCUAUCGUGUAGUGCUGAUCAAGAGGCUAGGAUAAGUUACGUAUCCGAAUCGAUGCAGGAGAUCUUGGGUUACACCCCGAAUGAUCUUCUGGGCAAAUCUUGCUAUUUGAUCUUCCAUCCGGAUGAAAUACCCAUGUUAAGGGAAAUUCAUUAUCAAGCGUUGACAGAUGAGAAAACCGCUUGUGUGGCUUAUUAUAGGGCAUUACAUAAGGAUGGGUAUUAUGUGGAAUGUUGUUGCUCAUAUUCGACGGUGUAUAAUACCUCAUUGGCAUUGUAUACUAGAGCUGUGGAUGGUCAGCGGACGCUACAACAAGCACUUACAGCCAGAGAAGUGAUCGAAGUGACAUCUGCUUCUCAAGGGAAAUUCGCUAUAAAACGUUGGCCGAGCUCAUCAUUAGCUCCUUUGGCAUCUUCUCCUGAUUCAACGUCGAUUUCCCUUUCUCCUCCGCCAAUAGAUCAUCCUUGGCCCACACCACAUAAACCCUCUCCUCGGACUUUCUUUAUCCUCGAUAGAUUCACCGAUACGAGCAGGGUAAUAUAUGUCAGUAAUGACGUGAUCAUCAACGGAAGUAGGCUGAAGAACCAACCUUUUUAUUCUAUAAUACGACCCUCCGAUCGAGCGCACGUACGGAAAUAUAUCGAAUCCGCCAAACAGUCCAGUCCGAUAAUGUUCAAUGAGAGACGUUCAGGAGGUCAUGGCUAUACCAGAUUUCACAUCUUGAAAAUACCGGAUCUUCCACCCUACGGGGAAACUUGGCCUCAGGGAACGGAUGAAUCUGAGCGUUCCAUGCCCGGGCAAGACUUUAUCCUAGUCGAAGGUAUUUUCACAGCCUCGAGCGAUGGUCUGGCUUGUAUCAUAUCGAAAAUCGCACCUGGUAGAGAAUCGAAUUCGAGAAACAAUUCUAGAGAUGAUAACAGAAGAUGA
This is a messenger RNA of Kwoniella botswanensis, 1131 nucleotides long. RefSeq lists its product as uncharacterized. Bases 1 to 1131 code for a protein of 376 amino acids. NCBI's taxonomy places the organism in Eukaryota, Fungi, Basidiomycota, Tremellomycetes, Tremellales, Cryptococcaceae. Gene Ontology annotation, molecular function: protein binding. The record is from RefSeq and is a predicted model, not a curated record. The transcript is spliced from 8 exons.